GAGAGAGAGAGAGAGAGAGAGAGAGAGAGAGAGAGCGGGGAGGGUGAGGGUGAGAGUGAGAGAAGAAGGGAUGGAGAUGGAUGAUAGAUGCUUAUGUAGCGCGUCCCGCUCGUUUGCCGUUAUGCUCGGCCGAAGACAAACUUCCAUCCUCUCUUGACUUUCUUUCUUCCCCCCCGCCGCUCCACCCAUGAAGCAGGACGCAAGGCGAAUGCGUGGAAGUGUUCCGGAGCGCGUCGUGAUCGCUUCUUUAUCCGUCUGAUAAAUGGUUUUGGAGCUCGCCGCGCCCGCCGGUGCAGGCCCUGCGCUCCAGCGCUGCAUCCCGCACAUCCAGCGGGUUUUCCGAGUCAGAGUGACCUGCAGCACAGCCGAGUCCAGCUGCGACAGCCCCGAAGCCGGCUCCGGUAUCAUCGUAAACAUCGAGGACGGCAAAGAAGAAGAUUGCACUAAAGCUAAAGAGUACAUUGUGUCCCUAAUCAGUCCUGUACACAAGCACAGAGAGCGACUGACACUGUGGCUUCAGCGACGUCUACAUGCCCUGCGUGCAGCUAUUGAGUAUGAGAGUUGCGCCGUGGUGCAGGUGAGGGACCAUGCGCUGGAGCUUCAGGGAGGUCAUGCGCAGGUAACAGCUGCAUGCGCUAUGCUGCAGCGCCUCAAGAUGGAGCAUCACGGCUGCCGUGACCCCCAGCCCUCGCCUGCCACUGCCGGCCAUGACACUCCAGAAGAGGAGGAAGAAGAAGCUGGAGAACAGGGAAGCAGUUCGGAGAGCGAAGGAGAAGCACGACUGCAGAGUGGGGGUUCAGGAGGUGUCAGCACAGCAUUGCCAGGAGAUGGGGCAACAGGAAGGAGACGAGAGCCACUCAUAGCAACCAAACCUCACCGGCAGCUAUGUCGAUCACCUUGUUUGGAUCGGCCCAGCUUCAGCCAAAGCAGCACCUUGCAGGAGUUACGUGUGGACGACACACGCAGCGAACCCUCGCAGAGAGCGCCGUCGCUCGCACCCCCCACAACUGGAGCCCAGCCGUCCUUACGACAAACCAGCGAUCGAGACUACCAAACCAAAAUGGACUUUGCUUUAAAACUGGGUUACUCUGGAGAGCAGGUAGAAUCUGUGUUGAGUAAACUGGGACCCAGUGCGUUAAUCAAUGAUGUGUUAGCUGAGCUGGUGCGGCUGGGGAAUAAAGGAGAACCGGAGAGCCAGGGAGGAGUGGCCACUGCCAGUUUAGCACCGCGGGCAACGGGAGCCAAAGAAGCCGUAAGUCCUGAGGCAUCUCUGGAGGAGGACACACCAGACACGUAUGACAACCUCCGACCAAUCGUGAUUGAUGGAUCCAAUGUUGCCAUGAGCCAUGGAAACAAAGAGGUGUUCUCAUGCCUGGGCAUCCAACUGGCUGUUGAUUGGUUCCUGGAGAAGGGCCACAAAGACAUCACAGUCUUCGUCCCAGCAUGGCGGAAAGAACAGUCAAGACCUGACGCACCAAUUAAAGAUCAGGAGAUCCUACGGAGGCUGGAGAAGGAAAAGAUCCUCGUAUUCACUCCGUCUCGCAGAGUCCAGGGCCGAAGAGUGGUUUGCUAUGAUGACCGCUUCAUCGUUAAGCUAGCCUGCGAUUCAGAUGGAAUCAUUGUGUCCAAUGAUAACUACAGAGACCUGCAGAAUGAAAAACCGGAGUGGAAGAAAUUUAUAGAGGAACGACUCCUCAUGUACAGCUUCGUCAACGACAAGUUUAUGCCUCCUGAUGAUCCUCUAGGCAGACACGGUCCCAGUCUGGAGAAUUUUCUCCGUAAGAGACCAGUCGUUCCAGAACACAAGAAACAGCCGUGUCCUUAUGGUCAGUACAACAAAAGUAAAAAGUGCACAUACGGUCAUAAGUGCAAGUACUACCACCCAGAGAGAGCCAAUCAACCACAACGGUCCGUCGCAGACGAGCUUCGAGCCUUUGCCAAACUCUCUGCUGUAAAGACAAUGAGCGAGGGGGCACUUGCAAAAUGUGGCACCUCGGGUGCUUCGUCCAAGGGGGACAGUUCGGAAGCAAAGCGAGUGGCGCCCAAGCGCCAGUCUGACCCCAGCAUCCGGUCAGUAGCAUGCGAACAGGAGGAGAGACUCUGCCCUGCGCGGAAGGCCGAGGCAAGUUCUGUACCAUCUCUGGUCUCAGCGCUUAGCGUUCCAACCAUGCCCUUAACGAAAAGUCAUGCGGCCGGAGCUCUGAACACGCGCUCGGCCAGCAGCCCCGUUCCAGGGUCCAUGCACUUUACCCACAGCUCACUUGAACAUGCGGGCAGUGUGCAGUAUCCUCCCAUCCUGGUCACCAACAGCCAUGGCACCUCCAUGGCAUACGGCGAGCCGUUCCCCAAGUAUGACUCUGUGGUAAGUGACCACGGCUACUAUUCCAUGGUCAGUGACUUUUCUACCAUCAGCCUCCAAGACAGUUUCUGCAGCCUAGAGCAGCCAGAACCUGUAGGGGUGGGCGGAGGAGGAGGUUAUCCUGGCAGAGCGCCCAGCAUGUGCCCUGAGCCUGGCCGAAGCCAUUCGUCAGAUUCCUUCUCGUCUUACAGUGGAGAGAUGUACCUCAGCUCAAUGGAGGGAAGCCUGGAUGACAGCCUGAAAGGGCCACCUGCGCAGACGCUACCUUCGGCGCAAACACGCCUUCAAGCCUUCGCUCACGGUUUCCACCAUGAGUCCUUGACACGUGUGCAGAGCUACAGUACAGAUGAACCCAAACCAGGACCUCGCAAACAGACUUCAGCUCACUUGGUACCCCACUCCCAGCAUCCAGUUGUCGGAGCCCGAUCCAGCUGCCCGGGCGACUACCCUCUUCUGUCUCAUAACAUGUUGCCUUCCACCAGCCCUGCACAACAGGGACGCUCUCUAGGCAUGACUCGUAUGGACAGCAUCUCCGAUUCGCGACUCUACGAGAGCAACCCUCUGCGGCAACGCAGACCACCGCUUUGCAGGGAGCAGCAUGCUAGCUGGGACCCUCUGCCAUGCGGAAACGAACCCUAUGGUUACGGAGGCUAUGGGUUAACAGGAGGCCUUAUGCCUUGCUGCGAGAGGGUGAUGGUCCGCAGCAUGCCAGAGAAGAUGGAACAGAUAUGGAGGUCCCCAUGGGAUAGCUUGCCACUUUCAAUGCCCGCCACUCGUGGGCCGGUGGGGGAGCCCCAAGAGCGGCACCCUAUUCCAGAACACCAGUAUCAAACGUACCGAAAUCUCUGUAACAUCUUCCCUGCAUAUGUGGUCCAUUCAGUCAUGGAGAAGAACCCUCACAUGACCGAUCCCCAGCAGCUGGCUGCCGUCAUAGUCACAAAAUUACGUUCUUGCCACUAAGCACAUCGUGAAUGGCUGCUAACAAAAACACACAAUAUACUAGCUUGAUGAAUGAGAAAUGCUUGAAUGCCACGAGUAUUUUGUUUGAGGACAGAACAACAAGACAAUAUUUAAAGUAGUAGUUCACCCAAAAAUGAAAAUGUUGUCAUCAUUUAUUCAGCAUUUUUUUAAUGUGAUUACAAUGCAUGAGGACUGAGGUUUUCAAGUUUCUAAAUAAAUGCCAACCCUUCUGGUACUUUAUAUGGUACUUUUAUUGUGCUUUUGUGUAUUGUUUGAAGCUGAUAAACCUCCAUACCUAUUGCACUGCAAUUGCAAAAAAUAUGUCGAGUACAGGAGACCGAGACGGUCAUAAAGGUUUGGAACAGCAUGAGUAAAUGAUGACAGAAUUUUCAUUUUACGCAAAGUAAACCAUUCCUUUAAAUAUGUUUGCUUUCAGAUUAGCAAAUAUUCUGAGCAAAUUGGCCAGCAUGAUAGCAUUGAUGCUGCAUUGGUUGUAAUCUCAUUUGUUAAGCCAUAUAAGAGCCGGAAUCUUGUAUGAAAACAUAAUUUGUCACAGAAGAGUGAAAUCUGUCGACAAGGCCUUGGCAACCUUGAUAGGAGUGGCAAAAAAUGUUGCUAAAGUUGGCCAUUGAAAACCUUGCAUAAAUUCACCGAAAAGACUCGGAAUCGACAAAGCAGUGCUGCUCGCAAAUUAGAUGGCAAAUGUUGAGAAUGUGUUAUUUUGUAGGUGACGAUAACAUUUAUCCUUUGAAAAGGAGUUAAAUGAGAGCAAUCUCUUUGGUAAACUGAUCAGAGAUGAUCCUGCACAAUAUGAACAGUAUUGUGUGUAUAUGUGUAUUCACUUGCAUUUGCGUGUAAAUAUGAUGUGACACUUUAUUUUGUGUGCGCGCGUGAUGACCUGUGCGAUUUCAGAAAGAUGAGAAUGCAUGAACUUUGAACUUUUAUGGCCUUACAUUGGAGUGACCUCACCACAUACAGUAUAUUAAUGUGAAUCGUACUUAAUAGUGGAGGUCGCUGUUUUGCAUUUAUUUUAUAAAAGUGAGUUUCUGGGCUCACUAACAAAACCGGGAGAGGAAGGUUUAGAUGCAGCAGUUUGGUAGUUUAGUUUCAACCUUUUAAUUAGCUGGACUUGUAACUGCAAGGGGUCAAACCUGCUCAUUGUAAUGCGUGACGUCUGUUCGCUUUCAGUGUAUUUUAUGAAAAAGAUGGAGCCAUUUUAGGAUCUGACAAUGAGCCAAAAAGAUAAUCAGUGUAGGUUAUCCUGAUCAAGAUCUGUUUAGACAGCACUAGGUAGUACCUAGUUGGAGUUAUUUGUUUGUAUUUGUUUUAGAUGUUAUGUAGAAUAAAGACAGUUUUAGGAGAGCUAUGCGGAAGCUUAGUAAGCAUGGGCUUUGGUAUAUCCCAGACAGCAUGUUAGCACUGUGCUUGACAGAGAGCACCACUUAUGUUUGGCUCAUGAGUCAAUAACUUUGUGCCAGUUUUCACGAACUGGGGAAAAGAACGAGUCUCUUUGGCAAAAUGCUCAUGCGCAGCAUCUAUUUCCUGAUUGGUGCCGAGUGACCACCCCUUUUCAUCUGUUCCGCCCUGUAUAUUAGCAUAUCUUGAAGAGUGUAAAUGUUAUUGGUCCAGAGAUGUUCUGGGUGUUUAGAAAAAAACUUUAAAAAUUGCUCCUUCAUUUUUUUCACGAGCACAAGAAUGGCCCCAUGGGGUCCUGUUAUUGCUCGUGGGAAGGUGUGACACACUGCCUAUCUGUCUCUUCCUGUGCGACACACACACGGAACACCAGGCUGUUGUUGGGUUGUUUCUGACAUUUGGCUGACAGUUUGCUUGCUGCCUCCCCACCUCCUUUCUACCCCAGACACAAAACUCAAACUCUUAGCUAAUUUAAACACCAGUGGUAGCACCAAUGGUUUCGUCAAACCGAUGAUUUAACUUUUUUAUUAUGAUCGUCUUGUUUAGCAUAACUUUUGUAAAGUAAUAUUUAAUUUAAUUGACCUUUAGUUAAAACAUUCUUUACGCAAGCACCAAAUUCAGAUGAGAAUAAGCAAAACGCGUGGGCCCGUAAGGCAACACUGAGAAUGGAAUUUGUGCUUGUGUUUUGGUUGUGAUAUAUUUCAUACGCAUGAAAACAAUUGUGUAUGUUUCUUUAGAAUUGGGUCUCUCCUCUUUCCUUUCUCUGAACUUGGAAGCAAAAAAUUAAGGAGAUAUUUCUAGAAAUGUUUUCCCAAGUCUUUUCUGUCUUAUGCUUCUAGGUUCCGACCCUCCUUACACGCAUUUGCGCAGCAAGCAACAACACAUCAAAUGUCCAGAAACGACCUUUUGCUUGUUGAUACAAAUUGUAUCUAUUUCUUGAUUGUAAAAAUAUAUUUCUGAGCUGUACAGUAUCACUUAUGAGUAUAUAUAUCUAUAUAUAUUUAAAAAAAGCUUAGUUUUGUUUAAAAAAAAGGAUAAAGAAAUAUAAUGCCAUAAUGUCAGUGAUACCGUGUGUCACUUGAGUAGCCCAUAGAGAUGGCUUAUUUCCUGCCGGGCAGACCACUACAGACAGGGAUCUCUCGUUCAUUUCUUUCUCUGAUUUCUCAUCUACUUUCCCACGCCACAGUAAGUAAUGUGCAACACUACAAAUGCAGAUUACAAGCAUCUGUAGAUUAUUUGGUAGAUUUUCUGUAGAUUAAUGUUAAUCUCCGUGGAGCUGAACUUCCUUUCUGUUUCAUUGAAGGAUGUGGGGGGGGGGGCGUGACUUUAUAUAUCAUAAUUUACUCCACCUCUGUUCUGUCUCUGUUAAAGGUAUAGAUACAGGAGAGACACGUUCUGAUGUUAUGAGUGUGCUCCUAAUAUAUUUUUCUCUUUGUAAAUAUUAAAACUUAACGUCAAACCUCUUGUAUUUGCACAGUAGUAGUGCAUUUCACAUACACGAAGACUCAUCCGAGCAGGACUUUCUCGCAUACUCUCACUAAGACUUGGUUGGUUUGCCUUGACAACCACAGUCGGCAUAGGCGAUCAAAUGCUAUCAUUAGAUAACUAAUGUAAAAAAUAUUGACUAUUGUGUGUGUACUAGUGUGAAUUUAUGGUAAAUUCACAAAUGUUUCACCUGUAACAUAGUAUACCUGCUACAGUCAGAGCCGUUCCAGAUUAAAAAUUUGAAACUUUAGUUUGAUGGAAUCUGCACAGUUUUGUUAAAGUAUUUAGCAAAUAGGCAUGUUUGAUCAACUGAAGUUGACUGCGCACGCGUGCACACAUUAUCUCACAAGUAACGUGAGCUUUAGCAGAAUCUUGUACGGAAAGGUGUCCACAAAAACACAUCCAACAUACACACGUUGUACAUGCCUUACAGUUGUACUACUUUUGGUUUGUGAGAAUUGAGCAUAUACUGUACAGCACUGCAAACUGCGCUAAUUGCUUCUUUUCUAUCAAAAUGCUAAUGAUGGCUACCUGAUUUUAAAUUUGAUAAGCUAGCACGGUCUGCUGGUUUUCAGUGAAGUUUCUUUAGGACGUCCAGGAAAAAGUACUCGCAGGGCAAAUGCGCAAAGGACAAUUAACAAUCCUGAAUGGAAACAACUUGAUUUCUUUGCAUAGUCUGAAAGUGAACAGAAGAGAUGGUUUCUUUUGUCGCCGGUUACAGAGCUGAUGUAAUCUGUGCAUUUAAAUGUAUGUUUUCAAUAUUGAAUACACCAGCUAUAACACGCUCACACAAACACUCUCACCAACAGAUUGAUUCUCAGGAACUAACAAAUGUAUUAUCAUUUCAGAUCCUUUCUGAAAGACAGUAUCCUUGAUGUUUGCUCUUAUAAAAUGCUAAAUGCGGCGAUUUGUGAAGUAGUGUGGAUGAUCUUGAAAAUGUGUUCAUAAAUUCAAGUUUUGCUGUUCAUUUCACAUUUCCCCCUUGUAUCGUGGGUUUUUUGCGCAGGUUGACCGAGUGGUCUUAACACUUUUGAGUCUCGUGCUGUGAUGACAAACAAUAGUAUGUUUUACUCUCUACUGAAUGAAACAUGUUGCUUAUAAACUUGUUUUAAAUAUGACAAAAACAUGAACCAAAAAAGAAAGAAAAAGGGAAGUGAAAAGGGUGGAAAUACUUUAUAAUGCUUUGGGUCUCUGGGCUCAAACAAAAUGUAAGUCUCAAUGACAAAAGGUGUUUGUUCCUCUAAAUAAAGCCAGACUCUAUUUGGUUAACUGUUAUGCCUGUGUUUCUAUGUGUU
This is a messenger RNA of Triplophysa rosa, 7512 nucleotides long. It is a transcript of the gene zc3h12b, whose product is annotated as zinc finger CCCH-type containing 12B. Bases 263 to 3319 code for a protein of 1018 amino acids. The transcript is spliced from 6 exons. Gene Ontology annotation, molecular function: metal ion binding; mRNA binding; RNA endonuclease activity. Gene Ontology annotation, cellular component: cytoplasmic ribonucleoprotein granule; nucleus. Lineage: Eukaryota; Metazoa; Chordata; Actinopteri; Cypriniformes; Nemacheilidae. The record is from RefSeq and is a predicted model, not a curated record.